Molecule: messenger RNA, 1918 nt
Organism: Nymphaea colorata (pocket water lily)
Lineage: Eukaryota; Viridiplantae; Streptophyta; Magnoliopsida; Nymphaeales; Nymphaeaceae
Exons: 13
Coding region: 129-1487 (452 amino acids)
Molecular function (GO): protein binding
Source: RefSeq, a predicted model, not a curated record
UUGACUGUUUUGACCAAGAACCCGCCUUUGUCGCUUUAACAGGGAAGGCGAGAAGAUUGUCGAGGGAAAAGAAGGGAAGAGUCCAGAAGUCGUCACCGUCACCGUGUUCUUCCUCAUACUCUCUCGCAAUGGCGUCCGCUCUUAAAGUUCGGGAGAAAGUUGAGCUGUUCCUGAACGCCGCUCGCCGUGGCGAUAUCGAGCUCUUCAAGAAUACCGGGCAGAUUCUUGAUGAGGAAAAGAAGGGAAUGGCAGAAACCGUUUCUAGUGUUAAAGACGCAAAUGGUCGAAGUGCAUUCGCUUUUGCAGCAAGGGAAGGUCAGACUGAGAUUUGCAAGUUUAUAGUUGAGGAGCUGGGGGUUGAUGUGGAUAUAAAAGACGAUUGGGGCGAAACUCCUCUUUUCCAUGCGGUUCGUCAAGGACACCUUAUGACUGCUAAAUACCUCCUUGACAGUGGUGCUGAUCCUUCCAUUCCUUCCACUCAGUCAGGAACUACUCCGUUGCAUCAUGCUGCUAGAACAGGAAAUGUGGAGUUGUUGACUAUUCUACUCAAGAAAGGUCUUGAUGUGGAUCUAGAAAGUGAUGCUGGUACUCCACUUAUAUGGGCUGCAGGUGAAUGCCAGCCCAAUGCGGUGAAGUUCUUGUUAGAUCACAAUGCAAAUCCCAAUGUUGAGUUUGAUGGUACCACUCCACUAUUGGCAGCUGUUAUGGCUGGUUCCCUUGAUUCUGUGAAAUUACUGAUUGAGGCAGGGGCAAAGGUAAAUUUUGGGGCUGGAUCAGCCACUCCUUUGCAUGUAGCUGCUGACUGUGGAAACGUGGAAAUCAUCAACUGCUUGCUAAAAUGUGGUGCUGAUCCUAAUGCUUUAGAUGAGGAUGGUUGGAAGCCAAUACAAACUGCGGCUGCUAGAGAUUGUCGUGAUGUAGUUGAGAUUCUUUUUCCUUUGACUUCUCCUGUUACCAGUAUAUCAAAUUGGAGCAUUGAUGGAGUAUUUGAGCAAGUGCGGCAAGCAACCCACAAGGAAGUGGAAACAGGAGCUUGUCCUGACAAUGAUAAGCCAGAUAAGAGCAACUUCCAAAAGCCAAAGAAAGUUGAGGUGUCAGAUGAGUCAAAGUCUAGAUCUUUGGAAGCAAAAAGUAGAGGAGAUGAAGCAUUUCGAAGAAAGGAUUAUCUCAUGGCUGUGGAUGCAUAUACACAGGCAAUCGACAUGAACCCGACAGAUGCAAGUUUACUAUCGAACAGAAGCCUUUGUUGGAUCAGGUUAGGACAAGCUGAGCAGGCACUUUCUGAUGCAAAGGUUUGCCGAGAAUUAAGGCCAGAUUGGCCGAAAGGAUGCUACAGGGAGGGGGCUGCACUUCGUCUCUUGCUGAGGUUUGACGAGGCUGCAGAUGCCUUCUAUCAAGGAGUCUUGUUGGAUCCUGAAAACAAGGAGCUUGUAGACGCUUUCAGAGAAGCUGUUGAAGCUGGGAAAAAGUUCCAUGGCACCGGUUGAUGGGCUCUGGAGGAAUUAUAAAUUUGGCCUGCUAUGAAAGCUUACUGUACUGGCAAAGGUGAGAAAAGUAGGUUUCAGAUUGAAGGAUGGCAGAGGAAGCAGGGGAAACUAAACGCUAGAUCACUAUUAUGGGUGUGGAUGCCUUACGUAAAUUUGGUGGGUGCCUUACUUAAAUUUGGUCGGUGCGGUGAUCUCGCUGGUGUAGCGUGUGGUUUCUCCUGCUGCCUCCCAAGCUUGUAAAACCCGAAGGUGAAGACACAGGUGUUCAUUGUACAACGAAAUCUUAUUAAGGAUUAUGUAAUCAUGAAAUGUGAUGGGUUGUUUAGUUAUUUAGUUAUUUUGGGAUUGUUUUUGUCGACAAUACCUUUCUCUCUCGGAUAUUUUUUAUGUUAAGAGGGAAGCGUUCAUAUCUAAUACUUUUUUUCUCUUUC